CAAUCAUUAUAGAGCUUUGAUUUGCAUGAUUACCCAAUCGAAAUUAACGUAAUUUCAAAUCAAAUUCUGCCCGUUAUCACAUUAAUCAGCCUAUGCCAGUGCUGCCCGCCAUAUGGCUCUUUCUGCACCACCGCUCGCCGCCGCAUCCUCCAAUCUCCACCACUUCCUUCCGGCGUCCUCCGACCCUCCCUAUAAACUACUCCAAAACCACCCCUGUCUUACUCUCCUCUCCAAAUGCAGAAGCAUAAAGAAUCUCAAACAAAUCCACUCUCAAAUCAUCAAAUUUGGACUCCACAACACCCUGUUUGCACUCAGCAAACUUAUCGAGUUUUGCGCGGUUAGCCCAUCUGGUGACCUCUCUUAUGCUGUAUCGAUCUUCAAUUCGAUUGAGAAUCCUAAUCACAUUAUAUACAACUUGAUGAUUCGAGGAUACUCGUUAAGCUCGUCGCCUAGUUCGGCUCUAAUUUAUUACAUAGAUAUGCUUAUUUUGGGUCUUCAACCAAAUUCUUAUACAUUUCCGUUUGUUUUUAAAUCUUGUGUAAAGCUCAUGGCUUUAAAUAUGGGAAAACAAAUUCAUGCCCAUGUAUUGAAACUUGGACUUGAAUGUGAUGUGUUUGUACAUACUUCACUUAUCAACAUGUACGCUCAGAAUGGGGAUUUAGAUGGUGCACGGAUGGUGUUUGAUAAAGGGGAUUUUAGAGAUGCAGUGUCUUGUACAGCAUUGAUUACUGGAUAUGUCGCUAAGGGCUACAUUGAUAUUGCUCGUAAUCUGUUUGAUACGAUUCCCAUAAGAGAUGUUGUAUCGUGGAAUGCUAUGAUAUCAGGGUAUGCUCAAAUUGGCAAGUUUGACGAGGCUCUGAUCUUAUUUCAAGAAAUGAGGAAAGCAAAAGCUACGCUGGAUGUGAGCACAUUGUUGAGUGUUCUUUCCGUAUGUGCUCACUUGGGCGCUCUUGAAAUAGGAAACUCGGUUAGAUCUUGGAUUGAAGAUCAUGGUCAUGAUUCAAAUCUUCGCGUUGUUAAUGCUUUGAUUGAUAUGUAUGCAAAAUGUGGUGAUCUCGAUAUGGCGUGGACUUUGUUUGAGAAUUUACAAGAAAAAGAUAUUGUCUCGUGGAAUGUUAUGAUUGGUGGUUACACGCACAUGAGCAGUCAUAAAAAGGCGUUGGAAGUUUUUCGUCAAAUGCAGCUUGAAAAUGUAGAGCCCAACGAUGUUACUUUCUUAAAUGUUAUUCCAGCCUGUGCGCAUUUGGGUGCUCUUGAUAUUGGUAAAUGGAUACAUGCUUAUGUCAAUAAGCAUCAUCAGGACUUCACUAAUGCCUCGCUAUGGACGAGUCUCAUGAAUAUGUAUGCGAAAUGUGGAAGCAUUGAAACUGCCAAACAAAUAUUUUACAGCAUGGAAACAAAAAGUUUGGCAUCUUGGAAUGUUAUGAUAUCUGGGUUAGCGAUGCAUGGAGAUGCAUAUAAGGCAAUUGAGCUUUUCUCUGAAAUGUGCAAAGAAGGAUUCCAACCGGACGAGAUCACCUUUGUUAGUGUUUUAUCAGCUUGUUGCCAUGCUGGUUUGGUUGAUCUUGGUCGCCAAUAUUUUAAUUCCAUGAUCCAAGAUUAUAAUUGUGCCCCGAAAUUGCAGCACUAUGGAUGUAUGAUUGAUCUACUAGGCCGAGCAAAACUGUUUGAUGAAGCAGUGACCCUGAUAGAAAGAAUGGACAUCGAGCCAGAUGGUGCUAUAUGGGGUUCUCUGCUCGGGGCUUGUAGAAUCCAUAACAAUCUUGAGAUCGGGGAAUAUGCCGCCAAAAAUCUUUUUAAAUUGGAACCUAAUAACCCUGGAGCUUAUGUACUUUUGUCAAACUUAUAUGCAGGCGCAGGUAGAUGGGAUGACGUAGCAAGAAUAAGAACAUUUUUGAAUGACAAGGGAAUGAAGAAAGUUCCUGGUUGCACCUCCAUUGAGGUCGAUAGUGUUGUCCAUGAGUUUCUUGUCAGCGACCGAUCACAUCCACAGAGUACUGAAAUCUAUAACAUGCUUGAUGAAGUAGAUAGGCUUUUAGAAAUGGCUGGGCAUAUACCCGAUACAUCCGAGGUGCAUUAUGACGUGGAUGAGGAGUGGAAGGAAGGUGUACUAUGUCAACACAGCGAGAAAUUGGCGAUUGCUUUUGGUUUGAUCAAUACAAAACCUGGGACAACCCUACGGAUUGUUAAGAAUCUUCGUGUAUGUGGUAAUUGCCAUACAGCCACAAAGCUAAUAUCAAAGAUCUUCAAUAGGGAGAUUAUUGCUAGAGAUCGCAACCGGUUCCACCAUUUCAAGGAUGGUAAUUGUUCAUGCAUGGACUACUGGUAAAACAUUACAGCUUGAACAGAAGAAAUUUGUGAAUGUCAUUUUGUAAUUCUGUAAUUCUGUAGAUACACAAAUGAAUCAAUUGAAAUCUCUGUUCUUAUAAUUUGAUGACCAAAAGAAGAUUAUUGUCCAA
Molecule: messenger RNA, 2459 nt
Organism: Olea europaea var. sylvestris
Lineage: Eukaryota; Viridiplantae; Streptophyta; Magnoliopsida; Lamiales; Oleaceae
Product: pentatricopeptide repeat-containing protein At1g08070, chloroplastic
Exons: 1
Coding region: 113-2329 (738 amino acids)
Biological process (GO): RNA modification
Molecular function (GO): protein binding; zinc ion binding; RNA binding
Source: RefSeq, a predicted model, not a curated record